AUGACGCCCGCCGCACAGUUUGACGCCGGUGUGGAGCCACCCGAAUCGCAAUGCCCAUUCUGCGUGAUCGCGACCGAGUACCCGGCCUACGAUCCUGCGACGCCGCCCCAGGACGACGCGACGCUCGAUCCGAACCGCAUCCCGACGCCCGCCUUUGUCGUGCUCUCGACCCCGACCCUCAUCGCUUUCCUCGAUAUCCUCCCGCUAUCACGCGGCCACCUCCUUCUCUGCCCUCGCUCGCACCGCCCGAAGCUCACCGAUGCCUCGCCCGAUGAGUCGGCCGAGAUGGGCCGCUACCUGCGCGUGCUGUCCAACGCGCUCGCCCGCACGACAGGCGUUGAAGACUGGAAUGUCGUGCAGAACAACGGCGCCGCCGCCGCCCAAGUCGUCAUGCACAUGCACUUCCAUCUCAUUCCGCGCCCUGAGAUCCGUGCGAGCGGCCGCUAUAGCGAGAGCUUCACCAUGUUUGGCCGCGGCCGGAGGGAGGAGCUGGACGAGGAGGACGCCGAGCACUUUGCCAAGGAGCUGCGGGAGAACGUGGCCGAUAUCAUGAGGGAAGAGAAGCACAAGUCCAAGCUUUGA
Messenger RNA from Colletotrichum higginsianum IMI 349063, 582 nucleotides. RefSeq names its product HIT domain-containing protein. Gene Ontology annotation, molecular function: catalytic activity. Lineage: Eukaryota; Fungi; Ascomycota; Sordariomycetes; Glomerellales; Glomerellaceae. The record is from RefSeq and is a predicted model, not a curated record. Gene Ontology annotation, biological process: nucleotide metabolic process. The transcript has a single exon. The coding region runs from base 1 to 582 and encodes 193 amino acids.